Fulvia fulva is the source of this 186-nucleotide messenger RNA. RefSeq lists its product as uncharacterized. Lineage: Eukaryota; Fungi; Ascomycota; Dothideomycetes; Mycosphaerellales; Mycosphaerellaceae. The transcript has 2 exons. The coding region runs from base 1 to 186 and encodes 61 amino acids. The record is from RefSeq and is a predicted model, not a curated record.
AUGUCUUCUUUCAAGACCCAAGCUUUUGUCGCCGAGGGAGACUUUGGACCUGCUACAAGGGACCAUCCGGCGUUGGUCUUCGGUGAAGAGGCCACCAAAGUGUUCGACAGCCGAGACCACAGCGGUGUACAAGAAUUAGCUCUUGCGACUCAGAUCAAAUGGUUCCAGGCUCGGAUAUGGCGAUGA